Microdochium trichocladiopsis is the source of this 2335-nucleotide messenger RNA. Its product is annotated as isotrichodermin C-15 hydroxylase. The transcript has 3 exons. The coding region runs from base 394 to 1974 and encodes 526 amino acids. The record is from RefSeq and is a predicted model, not a curated record. NCBI's taxonomy places the organism in Eukaryota, Fungi, Ascomycota, Sordariomycetes, Xylariales, Microdochiaceae. Gene Ontology annotation, molecular function: monooxygenase activity; heme binding; iron ion binding.
ACCACCCGUGCCGGCCAAUCACGACCCCGCAUCGUCAGCGAGGGGAACCGCGGCCAGCCGCUGCCCGCAAAGCUGGGGAUCGCACCCACACACAAAGUUGGCCAGCUGCGGCUCAUGGCGGGGGAGGAUGACCACUGACACGCUCCGGAUAUGCCUGUUUUGUCAAACCCAAACCCGCAGGUCGAAAACCAUGAUGGAGGGCACGCUCGAGCUCGUGUUCUUAGGGCUGACGCCAGCCCGCCUUGUCACGAUGACGGCCUUGUGUCAAAUAGCACGCGCCGUCUCUCGCUCCUUCCCAAGUUUCCUCACGUACUCGGACCACAGCUGCCUGCCUUUGAACUUCAUCAAGCAGCCUCUUGACUGAAGCGCAUCCACUCCUCACCGACCGCCAUCAUGGCCAUCGUCCAGAUAUUGGGCGGCGCGGCUGCGGCUGCUGUCAUCUACGUCUUUGGAGUCGCCGUCUACCGCGUCUUCUUCCACCCAUUGGCCAAGUACCCAGGCCCGUUCCUGGCCAAGCUCACGGACGGCUACCAGCUCUACCACGCCUGGAAGGGCGACCGCCACCUCGACUUCUGGCGCAUGCACGAAAAGUACGGCAAGGCCGUCCGCUUCGGCCCCAACAGCGUCUCGUUCAACUCGAAUGUCGCCCUCAAGGACAUCUACGGCUUCAAGUCCAACGUCCGCAAGUCCGAGUUCUACGACGCCUUUGUCCACCCGGCCGCCAACACCCACAACACCCGCGACAAGGCCCUCCACGCCCGCAAGCGGCGCGUCCUCUCUCAGGCCUUUUCCGACUCGGCCGUCAAGCAGAUGGAGCGCUACAUCCUCAACAACAUCCGCACCUUCUGCGAGCAGAUUGGCCAGGGCGCCUCCGACGAUGCCAAGGGCUGGACCGUCGCCAAGAACAUGGCCGACUGGUGCAACUACCUCGCCAUGGACAUUCUUGGCGACUUGUGCUUCGGCAAGGCCUUCCACAUGCUCGAGUCCGAGACGAACCGCUACGCCCUCGAGCUCGUGUCUCUGGCGACCAUGCGGCACCUGAUUUGCGGCACCAUGCGCGCCGUGGGCCAGCUCAAGCUUGACAACAUCCUUUUCCCCAAGAUCGCCGCCGGCCGUGCCAAGUACAUGGCUUACAGCAAGCAGCAGCUUACCGAACGGACCAAGCUGGGCGACGACACGGACCGCCGUGACUUCUUCUAUCACCUGCUCCGGGCGCGCGACCCCGAGACCGGCCAGGGCUUCACCACCCCUGAGCUCUGGGGUGAGUCCAACCUGCUCAUCAUUGCCGGCUCCGACACCACCUCGACCGCCAUGGCUGCCACCCUCUUCUACCUCGUCCGCAACCCGGCCGCCCUCGCCAAGGCUACUGCCGAGAUCCGCAGCACCUUUUCAGACGUCGAGGAGAUCCAGAUUGGCCAGCAGCUCACCUCGUGCACCUACCUGCGCGCCUGCAUCGACGAGGCCAUGCGCAGGACCCCCAGCGUGGGCGGCAUCGCUCCUCGUGAGGUCCUCCCCGGUGGUGCCGUGAUUGACGGUCACCAGCUGCCCCAGGGCGUGGUUGUCGGAGUCCCCCACUACACGAUCCACCACAACGCCGAAUACUACCCGGAGCCUUUUACCUACGUUCCCGAGCGCUGGAUUGCCGGCUCCGAGUCUUCGGCCAAGCUGCUCCCCGACAAUGCCACUGCCACCACGACAGAAGACGACGUCAGUGUCGCGCAGUCAGCGUUCUGCCCCUUCAGCGUCGGCCCGCGUGGCUGCAUCGGCAAGGGCUUGGCGUACAUUGAGAUGUCGAUCACCCUCGCGCGGGCGCUGUACAUGUACGACCUGCGCAAGGCUGCGGGGAUUGUCGACCCGGCCGAGGGCAACCCGGCCUUUGAGUAUGGCCGACACCGGGUCGGCGAGUACCAGACCAUUGACCAGUUUACGAGUCUGAAGAACGGGCCGAUGGUGGAGUUCAGGAGGAGGGUGUAAAUCGGAGUGUCGUACCGGUGAUGGGGGAGCGAUAAGUGAAUGCACAUUUUGAUACCACGGCCGUGGGGGAGCCCACGCACUUUGUCUAGAUUGGAACCACAGACUUUUUGGCCAAUUGCAGCAGGCAGAUUGGCAGAUUGGCAGAUUGGAGAUAACGAGAUAAUGAAGUUGCAUGAAUUGCAGCGGAUGCCCUUGUCAAGCCGGAGAGGCACUGCUGUGCAGAAAGGUACCCCUGCCACCACGCAUCUUCGUGCUGCUCGGAUUGGUAUUGAUGUUUGCUUCUUGCCCACGUUUGCUGAGCCCUGUCUGGCUCGUGUCAUGCCCAUGCAUGGGGUUUGUUACCUGUCAGCGAGAGACACUC